ACGCUCUCUCACGCGACAGCCUCCAUCCCGAGGGAUUGCCAUCCUCCGCGCUCGGGCCUGGCCGCUGGAUGCGUUUUGCUGGGAGGUCAAUGGUCGCAAAGUCCGCCAAUCACGCGCCUGCCCCACCUCUUGGUUUUUGUUUUUUUCCCCUCCUUCCCCUCUGAUAAAGAGCCCCACUUAACCUUCGGCGCCGCCGUUGGCUCUCUGUUUUCCGACGGAGCGAAGGUGGAAAGAUCGGAUCGGGCGGGAGCAGCCCCAUUUUCGCCAUCACCUCGUAUCUUCUCCCAGUGUAGGUCUUGAGUAAAGAAAGAAGAGAUGGCCUUGAAGGUAGCUGUAUUUCUGAGCUGUGUGCUGGGAAUUAGUACCCUAACCCUGGAGGAACCUGAGGAUGGAGGCAAGCAUUGGGUUGUCAUUGUGGCUGGUUCCAAUGGCUGGUAUAACUAUAGGCACCAGGCUGAUGCAUGUCAUGCUUACCAAAUUGUGCACCGGAAUGGUAUACCAGAUGAACAAAUUGUUGUUAUGAUGUAUGAUGACAUUGCUUAUAAUGAUGACAAUCCAACCAAAGGCAUUAUUAUUAAUCGACCAAAUGGCACAGAUGUAUACAAAGGAGUAUUAAAGGACUACACAAAUGAUGAUGUAACACCAGAUAACUUCCUUGCCGUGCUGAGGGGUGAUGCUGAAGCAGUAAAGAACAAAGGGUCAGGAAAAGUAUUACAAAGUGGCCCCAAGGAUCAUGUAUUCGUUUACUUCACGGAUCAUGGCGGUCCUGGAAUUCUGGCUUUUCCAGAUGAUGAUCUCAAGGUACAACACCUGAACAAGACAAUUAGGUAUAUGUACCAUCAUAAAAAAUACCAAAAGAUGGUUUUUUACAUUGAAGCAUGUGAGUCUGGAUCAAUGAUGGAAAAUUUACCUGAUGAUAUUAAUGUUUAUGCCACAACAGCGUCUAACCCUGAGGAAUCUUCAUAUGCAUGUUACUUUGAUGAAAAAAGGCAAACGUACCUGGGGGAUUUGUACAGUGUCAAAUGGAUGGAAGAUUCUGAUGUGGAAGAUUUGAAAAAAGAAACCCUCCACAGGCAGUUUGUGUUAGUAAGGAACCACACCAAUACCAGUCAUGUGAUGCAGUAUGGAAAUAUUUCUAUCUCUCAUAUGAAAGUAAUGCAGUUCCAGGGCUCAAAAAAGAAUUCCAGCACCCCCAUUUCAUUGCCACCGGUCGAUCACUAUGACCUCACACCUAGCCCUGAUGUGCCCCUUGCAAUUAUGAAGCGAAAACUGUUGGCCACCAAUGAUAUCUAUGAAGCAAAGGCAAUUGUAAAAGAGAUGAAGACACAUCUGGAGGCCAGACAGCUGAUUCAGGAGUCAAUGCACAAGAUCAUGUUUUUAAUAACACGCUCUAAAGAGCAUGCAAAUAAAAUCUUGUCAUCUAGACUGAGCCUCAGAAAUUAUGACUGUUAUGAGUCAGCAAUGGAUCACUUUAAAAAACAUUGCUUUAACUGGCACAAUCCUUUGUAUGAAUAUGCUCUGAGACAGUUGUACGCCUUGGUCAAUGUUUGUGAAAUAGGGUAUCCUGUUGACAGAAUACAGUCGGCUAUGGAUCAAGUGUGCCUUGGAUAACUAUCCGUUCCAGUAAAAUCUACCUCCUUUCAAAUUAAUAAAUAACCACGGCAUUAAUCUGGAAUAAUCAACAAGGAAUUAACCCAAAGCAAAGCAAAAUCAUUUACAGGCAUAUGUUACAAAGCAACAAGCCCAUGUUAUUUUAAGUCAAGUGACUGGGUCCUGCACUUUAAAGUUUUCACAGUACACUGUGUUGUGAUCCCACCCAGGUCUGCGUUUUACUCCAGGAGUUGCUUCUUGGCUUCCUUGGUUCUUCAGAGCCCUUCCAGUUGCCACCUGGAUUCCUUUGGGUCAGCCUGGGAAACUUUUAUUUGUAAUAUUUAACAAAUACGCUGACUGGCAUAAGCUCUUCUUUUUAAUUGAAAUAUGUUUAGUUAUUCCUUUUACAGAGGUUUUGGGUGCCUCAACUAUUUACAGGUGACCCAGUAGAUUUCUCAAAAUUCCCUUUUGUGAAUGUAAUACUCUUGGUUUUUAUAAUUGUAGGUCAGUGCUUUCACGAUUUGAAGGAUACAUUAUUAAUUAAAAAGUUUACAUUGCAUGGUUCAAGAAUAAAAAGCCAUCAAUCUCUGCCUCCCCAUUAAAACUGGUGGGGAAAUGAGCUACAAUGCUAUAACAUGAUUCAGCUUCGUUAAGAAACAAAUCACGGUCUUCCAUCAGGAGUGAUGGAAGAAUUACUUUUGCAGCUUCUACUGAAAGAGAAGAUAUAGUGUUUGUUUUCAAGUCUAAUGUAUGUUUACAAAAGUUGAUAGGAGACAUUGCCGUAUUUAGGGCAAUCUUUGAAUUAAAAAGAAGUUGAUAAACCA
Pseudonaja textilis is the source of this 2414-nucleotide messenger RNA. RefSeq names its product legumain (gene LGMN). Gene Ontology annotation, molecular function: cysteine-type endopeptidase activity. Gene Ontology annotation, biological process: vacuolar protein processing. The record is from RefSeq and is a predicted model, not a curated record. NCBI's taxonomy places the organism in Eukaryota, Metazoa, Chordata, Lepidosauria, Squamata, Elapidae.